CAAGAAAAGUCAACAUUUUUGACAGAUUGAGGAAAGCAUUUUUCGUAAAUUUUCCUUCUCAAAAAACAGUUUAACAGCUUAACAAGUUUAUUUUAAAUAUAUGUUAAGUUUUUAAUACUACAAAAUGCAGGUGCCACCGGUAUUUAUAGAUAUCGCUAUAGAAGAUCAGGCCCAAGAAUUACGAGCCUACUUAAAAAGUUUAGGCGCUGAAAUAUCUGAAGAACGGUCACCGAAAGGUAUAGAAGAUGAUCUUCAUAAAAUAAUUGGCGUAUGUGACACUUGUUUCAAGGAAGGAAACGAAGCCGAAGUUGAAAUGGUUCUUAAUGACAUAGUUUCCAUAAUGGUUCUUGUUCCAACAGAAAGAGCUGAAAAUAUAAUUUUAGCAUUUUGUGAAAAAUUGACCAAAGGGCAGGGACAAAAACUGGGACAGGUUUGUUUAAAAGCUUUGUGGCUGUUAUACCAAUCUUUGGAUGAGAGAUCGCCAAUGAGAUAUCCUGUUUAUUAUCACUUGUUACAAAUUGCUAAGCAGACAGACCAGAUAAAAGCAAUUUUCCAGAACGUCGAUCAUUUAAAGCAACAAUUUAGUCAUUGUCCUUUGUCAAAUGAAGAACUGCAAAAACUAUAUAGACUUUUACAUGAAGUUCUCCUAAAGAGCAAUCAAAGUGAACAAGCAGCUAAAGUAAUGAUUGAACUCCUUGGAACUUACACAGAUAAAACUGCUUCUCAUGCACGGGAGGAUGCUAUUCGAUGCAUAACUACAGCAAUAGCUGAUCCAAACACCUUCCUACUAGAUCCACUAUUGUCUCUAAAACCUGUGCAUAUACUGAAGGGUCAACUUAUUCACGAUUUGUUAAAUAUAUUUGUCAGUGAAAAUUUAACUGCCUAUCUUACUUUUUACAAAGAACACAAAGAAUUUGUUACUAAUCAGGGUUUAGAUCAUGAUCAAAACAUGCGCAAGAUGCGUCUACUUAGUUUUAUGCAGUUGGCAGAAAGUAAUCCCGAAAUUUCAUUUGAUGUUAUUGCACAUGAAUUACAAAUCAAAAAAGAAGAAGUGGAGCCAUUUAUUAUUGAAGUGUUGAAAACAAAAUUAGUAAGUGCUCGUAUGGAUCAACUAGCUAAAAAAGUUUUCGUUUCGAGCACAAUGCAUAGAACAUUUGGACGUGCCCAGUGGCAACAAUUAAGAGAUCUUUUAUUUUCCUGGAAAACAAAUCUAAGUGUUGUUCAGGAGGGUAUGAAAACUGUAACUGCAGCACAAAUUGAAAUUCUUCAACAGCAGUCAUAAUUGUAGUUCUUGGACAAUUAUUAUUGUUAUAUAAGAAUCAAUAAAUACAUAAGCUCUAAUUAAA
Messenger RNA from Sitophilus oryzae (rice weevil), 1346 nucleotides. RefSeq names its product eukaryotic translation initiation factor 3 subunit M (gene eIF3m). The record is from RefSeq and is a predicted model, not a curated record. Bases 125 to 1282 code for a protein of 385 amino acids. Gene Ontology annotation, molecular function: translation initiation factor activity. Lineage: Eukaryota; Metazoa; Arthropoda; Insecta; Coleoptera; Curculionidae. The transcript is spliced from 6 exons. Gene Ontology annotation, biological process: cytoplasmic translational initiation. Gene Ontology annotation, cellular component: cytoplasm; eukaryotic translation initiation factor 3 complex.